AUGUCGAGGAUGUUGUCGAGCGCUUUGUUAGGAGGAGGAGGGAAGAAGAAAGGGAGCAAUACGAAUAAUAAAAAACGGGAACUGAUCGCACGAGUGGAGAACGACCGGAUGAAGAUGGUGUUGAAGCACCCGACGUUCAAAGAGAACCCGGUGAAAGCGGUGUUGACGCACCUCGCGGCGCAGUUAGGCGAGAGCGCGGAAAACGACGAGGAGGACCGCAGUAAAGAUGGAACCACCAAGAAAACCACCAAGAAAAGUACCACUACGACCACCACCAAUGACAACAAGAACGUCGAUAUCGACGACGUAAACGACGACGUGCAAAAGAAGAAGAAAAAACGAAAGAUGAUGACCCCGGCGCGGUUACGUCAAACGCAAGGCAAACAUCACGCCGGCGGCGGCGGCCAAGAGCGGUCCAAGAAGAGCAUUCACGGCGGCGGUAAAAACUCUGGUGGCGUCGUCAAAGAGAAACUGCGAAACAAGAAGGGUGGGAAAAACAGGAAGUGA
Bathycoccus prasinos is the source of this 507-nucleotide messenger RNA. RefSeq lists its product with no specific name. Lineage: Eukaryota; Viridiplantae; Chlorophyta; Mamiellophyceae; Mamiellales; Bathycoccaceae. Gene Ontology annotation, cellular component: 90S preribosome; preribosome, small subunit precursor; nucleolus. The record is from RefSeq and is a predicted model, not a curated record. The transcript has a single exon. Bases 1 to 507 code for a protein of 168 amino acids. Gene Ontology annotation, biological process: maturation of SSU-rRNA from tricistronic rRNA transcript (SSU-rRNA, 5.8S rRNA, LSU-rRNA).